AGCUGAUUAUUCUCUGUUAAACAAUCAUUUUUAUUGAUUCAUGUUUUUCUCUGCAUGUUGUGUUCUUCUCCAGAGUGUAAAGGAGAAGACAAAGUGAUGCAGCCAUCAGGAGAUGUCAUUGCUGCUGAAGGAGACACAGUUACACUGGAUUGUACUUUAGAGACCAGUAACACAGGACAAACUACAUUGUUCUGGUACAAACAAGAAGUAAAUAGUUUUCCUAAGUACAUGUUAAGACGUGGUGAUUAUGGAGGUGACAAUGCUCCAGAGUUCCAGGAAGACAGAUUUGAUGCUGAAUUCAGCAAGACAUCAGUUCCUCUGAAGAUCCAGAAGCUUCAUCUGUCAGACUCUGCUGUGUACUACUGUGGUCUGCAGCCCACAGUGACAGGAAACAGUAAAACUUUGUACAAAAACCUUUGGAGCAAAGACAACAGAAAACUCCACAACAUCCACUGUUUUUCUCCAGAGUGUAAAGGAGAAGACAAAGUGAUGCAGCCAUCAGGAGAUGUCAUUGCUGCUGAAGGAGACACAGUUACACUGGACUGUACUUUUGAGACCAGUUCCAAUACUCGUACAUUAUUCUGGUACAAACAAGAAGUGAAUGGUUUUCCAAAGUACAUUUUAAGACGUGGUUAUUCUGGAGCUGAUAAUGCUCCAGAGUUCCACAAAUACAAAUUUGAUGCUGAACUCAAAAAGACAUCAGUUCCUCUGAAGAUCCAGAAGCUUCAACUGUCAGACUCUGCUGUGUACUACUGUGCUCUGCAGCCCACAGUGACAGGAAACAGUAAAACUCUGUACAAAAACCUUUGGAGCAAAGACAACAGAAAACUCCACAACAUCCACUAGAGGGAGACACACUCUGUUACAAAUCUAUGGUUGUUUACUGCA
Messenger RNA from Acanthochromis polyacanthus (spiny chromis), 888 nucleotides. RefSeq lists its product as uncharacterized. NCBI's taxonomy places the organism in Eukaryota, Metazoa, Chordata, Actinopteri, Pomacentridae. The transcript has 2 exons. The record is from RefSeq and is a predicted model, not a curated record. Bases 55 to 846 code for a protein of 263 amino acids.